AUGUUGUCAAUUUCAUCUGUCUGUGAUUUCGCCGGGACCUUAUCCACUGUAACAAUUCAUUCGAAUCAGCUGUUCCGGGAUGCCAUCGACCCCAGUGGCUGUUUGCAACUGCUUGAAGAGAUUCCGGCCUCGUCUCCGUACGCAAAACGGUACAACUAUCCGUUGCAAGCCAUUCCUUCGUACAUGCUACCACCGGAUCGUCAGCCACAACACACAAAUGAAACCGCAAAAAGAUUGGAAUUCGAACUUAAAACAAUCCUUCAAUCCUUGGCACGAUCUUUGUUUGGUCCAGCUGGCAUCACAAACAAGGUCGGAUAUGCUUUCGGUCUGGGACUGGAACGAUGGGCCAUGCAGCUGUAUCACAUUCCGGAUAUUCGUCUUUUCUGGACUCAAGACUCGGGAUUUUUGCACCAAUUCGAAACGGAUGAUAUUCAUCGGGAAAUUAUCUACAAGCCCGUAAGUGUUUAUCCGCAGUGUAUAUUGGAUCUGUCUUUCUGGCUCCGUGAUUCCCCCGAGUCAACUGUUCCCGAACAAUCCGACAAUCAGAACGAACUGGAUCCAAUCUCGUUGGCGGUUGAACGCGAUUUCUACGACCUGGUUCGUUCGGUGGCUGGGGAUUUAAUCGAGCAGGUUCGUUUAAUUGACCGAUUCAUUGAUCCGAAAACCGGUCGCCGGAGUCAUUGCUAUCGUCUGAUCUAUCGGGAUCAGCAUCGCACCCUGACGAUGGAUGAAGUUCGACCGAUUCAUCAACAAAUUGCUCAAUGUGCCACCGACCGAUUCGGUGUACAAAUACGCUGA
This is a messenger RNA of Echinostoma caproni, 798 nucleotides long. Lineage: Eukaryota; Metazoa; Platyhelminthes; Trematoda; Plagiorchiida; Echinostomatidae. The record is from the annotation of a GenBank genome assembly.